GUAAUCGAUGUUAACAUCGAUUUUUUUGCAGCACUAAAAAAACUUUAUUUAUUGUUUAAUGUGUAAAUAAUAGUGAUAAGAAGCAACACAGCUGUGCGGAUUGCGGAGCGGAUAGCAAAGCAGACGGCGUAUAAAACGGGGGCGCAUUAGAAAAGUGCAGCUUGUUGGUCGUAGAGGGCAGCACGGAAAGCAGAGAAAUCCGGAGAAGCAACAGCGCAGUCGGCAGCGACGCCCACGCAGCGGAAGUAAUAAAAAAGAAAAGAGAAAUCGGAAGGAGGGGGAAGAGCCGAGGAGGCGCAGGAGGAGGAGGAGGAGGAGGAGGAGGAGGAAAAGCAGGUGGGUCGAGUAAAGGAAAAACGGGAAACGAGGAACAGCAGUCCCACAACGCCAGCAGCUAUCGAAGUCAUGCCGCUGGCCGAUUCCCAAAAGGAUCUCCGCCAGCAGCCUCAGCAGCCUCAGCAGCAGCAGCAGCAGCAGCAGCAGCAGCAUGUGUCCUCCACCAGCAGCAACAACAAUGCGGAGCAACAGUGCAGCAGUAGCACCGGAUUGGGCCUGCAGCUGCGCCAGCGCAUGCAGAUUACCUCUUCCGGCUGCAGCAGCCUCGCGGUCACGCCCAUGGAGCACACGCCCACCGAGGACGAGGAGAGUGGCGGCGGCAGCAGCGGAGUCACCUCCUCCGUCACCACGGUGACCUCAUCGCAGCGUCGCCAGCAGCAGCUGCAUCAAGUGCAACAGCAAUCCGCUUUGCAAGCUGCCCUCGAGCAGCAUCACAUCUCGCCGGCGGCAGAAGAGGAUUUUUCCAGGGAAAGACCGGUGCAUCGAACACUAUGUGCGCCGCCGCCGCCGGAACUCAUGGAGCUGAGUGAUUCCGAGUCCCAGGGAGGCAGAAGAGAAGGGGCAGCUGGAACCGAACCGCUGGAUGAGACCGAAAACGAAUUCGAGCUCAAAGAGGUCAUAAAAGAGGGUCACGACAAGGCCGACCCGUCGCAGUUCGAACUCCUUCGUGUCCUAGGCGAGGGCAGCUUUGGCAAGGUCUUCCUGGUGCGGAAGAUUAUCGGGAAAGAUGCUGGUACGCUGUACGCCAUGAAGGUGCUCAAGAAGGCCACCCUUAAGGUCAAGGAUCGCGUCCGGAGUACCAACGAACGCAAGAUCCUGGCGGACGUGGGGCAUGCCUUCAUCGUGCGCCUGCACUAUGCCUUUCAAACGCCCGGAAAACUCUACCUGAUAUUGGAUUUCCUUCGUGGCGGCGAUCUGUUCACCCGUUUGUCCAAGGAAGUGAUGUUUACCGAAGAAGACGUUAAGUUCUAUUUGGCCGAACUGGCGCUGGCCAUGAACCAUCUGCACUCGCUGGGCAUCAUCUACAGGGACCUUAAGCCAGAGAAUAUACUACUCGACGAGCAUGGUCAUAUAGCCUUGACGGACUUCGGUCUGUCCAAGCAGCCCUUGGAUGGAUCUAAGACCUACAGCUUUUGCGGUACCGUGGAGUACAUGGCGCCGGAGAUUGUGAACCGGAAGGGACACGAUUUUGCCGCCGACUGGUGGAGUUUCGGGGUGCUCAUGUACGAAAUGCUAACAGGGAACCUACCGUUUCAUGGCCAAACCCGUCAGGAAACUAUGAAUCAGAUCCUAAGAAGCAAGUUGGGCAUGCCGGAAAAUCUGUCGCCGGAGGCGCAGUCGCUGCUACGGGCGCUCUUCAAGAGAAAUCCCCAGAAUCGCCUGGGUGCGGGUACCCAAGGAAUACUGGACAUCAAGGCGCACUGCUUCUUCGCCACCAUCGACUGGGUGAGAUUGGAACGAAAGCAGGUGCGUCCGCCUUUUAUACCGGCGGUGAGCCGUGACGACGCCUUCUACUUUGAUGUGGAGUACACCUCGAAGUCCCCCAGGGACUCACCGGGUGGUCCAAUCUCCGCAUCUGCGCAUGAAAUUUUCCGUGGCUUUAGCUUCGUGGCUCCUGUCCUCCUGGAAGGCCAAUGUGCCGGCUCCAAUAGCUGCUCCACCAGUGCUAGUCCACUGCAUAAUAUAGCUCCUAUUCCCGCUGUUCCGGCGGGUGCGCCUCGAACUUUACCCGGUGUCCUGCCCGGCAACUUCCAUGCUGAGUACAAUCUGCUGCAGGAACUGGGACGUGGAACUUUCUCCGUUUGCCGACUGUGCGAGCAUCGCGCCUCCAAGAAGCAUUACGCCGUUAAAGUGAUCGAAAAGGCCGCUGUGGCCGCCGCAUCCACAUCCACAUCCACGUCCGCCGAUUGCUGGGAGGAAGUGGAGAUUAUGUUAAGGUACGGCAACCACCCAAAUAUCGUCACUCUGUAUUCGGUUUACGAGGAUGCGGGCUCCGCCUAUUUAGUAAUGGAGCUCCUGAAAGGCGGGGAGCUGCUCGAUCGCAUACUGGCCGUAGGUCAGAUGUGCGAAAGCGAGGCGAGCGCCGUUUUAAGGACGAUUGCAUCCGCGGUAGCGUAUCUCCAUGAACAUGGCGUUGUGCAUCGAGACCUGAAGCCUUCGAAUAUGAUAUAUGCCAGCAUGCGACAGACUCCCGAAACCCUAAAGCUCUGCGAUUUGGGCUUCGCCAAGCAGCUGCGCGCAGACAACGGACUCCUGAUGACGCCCUGUUACACAGCCAACUUUGUGGCGCCCGAGGUUCUGAAGCGGCAGGGCUAUGACCUGGCCUGCGACAUCUGGUCGCUGGGCGUCCUUCUGUACAUCAUGCUAUCCGGCCGGACGCCAUUUGCCAGCACUCCGAACGAUUCGCCGGACGUAAUACUGAAGCGCAUCGGGUCGGGGCACAUUGACUUCACCAGCAGUCGCUGGGCACUGGUCAGCGUGCCAGCCAAGGAACUGUUGCGCCAGAUGCUGCACAUAGUGCCGGAGAAUCGGCCGACGGUAGCACAAAUUCUUGAGCAUGCCUGGCUGCGGGAACAAUUUGCCGGCGGCGUGCAGCUUACUGAGUACGCAGUGGCGCCCGGAUCGCAACUUUCGCUAGGCGCCCAGCAGCAGCAGCAGAAUCACAUUUCGAUGGCUUUAAGGGGAGCUGUGGAUGCCACGUUUCGGGCCAUUGCCAUACCGCAGGCGGCCAAUGUGGGCCCCGUAGAACUGUCGAUGUUGGCCAAGAGGCGGGCCAAAGAUAGGGCCAACCUGCACUCCUAAUCCUGGGCCGCAGCAUGGUGUCCGCGGCGCCAGGCCAAGAGGCAAAUAAUUCGGCUAGUUUUCCGACUCUAUAGUAUUCUAAUCCAAUGCUGCUGUGCCAUACCGCGUCGUCUCGUCAUUGGCAAUGUGCACAAGCUUGGUCCACAUCCACAUCUGCUGGGCAAUCCCCGCAAACGCUGCCGCAGCGCCAAGCUGCGCGUAGUUUAGUCUUUUGGGGAGUUUGGGCCCCAUUUUAAGUAUUUGACAAAAAGUGUUAAUUAUUUAUUUUAUAUGAAAGCAUACCAAGAUGCCAAGGCCAAAAAGCAAAAUGCGGGGCAUCUAUAUACACAUCUAUAACUAUAAAGAUACGGUUAUACAUCUAUAUACAUACAUAGCUAUUUAUAUAACGUCUCCUUAAGCCAGGGCCUCGAGAGCAUAUGUGUAUGUGGCGCCAGGAUCAUCUCAGAUGACGCCUGAUCCCACAGUAUUUAUCCUUAAAAUCGAAAUUCGCACACACAAGUUUACAACAUAUAAAACAAAAUGCAUACAUAUUUUUAAUUAAAUUAAUCGUAGCUAAAUUUUUCAAC
Molecule: messenger RNA, 3704 nt
Organism: Drosophila takahashii
Lineage: Eukaryota; Metazoa; Arthropoda; Insecta; Diptera; Drosophilidae
Gene: S6kII
Product: Ribosomal protein S6 kinase II
Biological process (GO): peptidyl-serine phosphorylation; intracellular signal transduction
Molecular function (GO): protein serine/threonine kinase activity; magnesium ion binding; ATP binding
Source: RefSeq, a predicted model, not a curated record